Messenger RNA from Cadophora gregata, 1560 nucleotides. It is a transcript of the gene PRP21, whose product is annotated as SF3a splicing factor complex subunit. Gene Ontology annotation, molecular function: RNA binding. Gene Ontology annotation, biological process: mRNA cis splicing, via spliceosome; regulation of alternative mRNA splicing, via spliceosome. The transcript is spliced from 4 exons. Gene Ontology annotation, cellular component: U2 snRNP; U2-type prespliceosome; catalytic step 2 spliceosome. The record is from RefSeq and is a predicted model, not a curated record. Lineage: Eukaryota; Fungi; Ascomycota; Leotiomycetes; Helotiales; Ploettnerulaceae. The coding region runs from base 1 to 1560 and encodes 519 amino acids.
AUGGCCCCUUCAGCUACUAAUGGCGAUGCAAUUGCAGUGCUUGAGGAAAUAAAAGCGCCUGCAGGUGUUGUGCUGCCUCCAAGAGAGAUUAAAGCUAUCCUUGAAAAGACGGCAGGAUACGUGGCGCGAAACGGCAAUGUCUUUGAGGAUCGUAUUCGAGAGAAGGAGAAGCAUAACCCGAAGUUCUCCUUCCUCAGCCCAAACGACUCAUACAAUGCAUAUUACCUAUGGCGACUCAGCGAGAUCAAGGAAGGUAGAGGCACUGCUGUGGCAGCUGGUAGAGCUGGAGAAGCAGAAGUAGAACCCGAGAAGCCUCAAGGACCACCAGAGCCUCCCGAAUUCCACUUCUCUGCACGCAUGCCAAAUAUCAGUGCGCAAGAUUUGGAGGUUGUGCGAUUGACGGCGCUAUUCGUGGCGAAGAACGGAAGACAAUUCAUGACGACUCUUUCGCAAAGGGAGACGGGGAAUUAUCAGUUUGAUUUCUUGCGCCCGAAUCAUACCCUUCACAGCUUCUUCCAGAGAUUGAUCGAUCAAUAUACGAUGCUGCUGAGAGCAGGCGGAAUGGAUGGAGAAGGUGGAAAGCUACAACAAUUGCGAAUCAAGGAGCUGCAAGCUAAUGUGGACGAUAAAUUUCACGUUCUGGGCCGGGCGAAGCAGAGGGCGGAAUGGUUCAAGUUUCAGGAUGAGCAGAAGGCGAAAAAGGAGGAAGAAGCCGAGAAGGAGAAGACUUCGUAUCAACAGAUUGACUGGCAUGACUUUGUGGUUGUCGAGACGGUGGUUUUCACGGAAGCAGAUGACCAAGCACAUCUCCCGCCUCCAACAUCUCUCUCGGAGCUUCAAUUUGCUUCCCUGGAUCAGAAGGCUAUGAUGUCCGUCAGUUCUCACAACAUGCGGAUCGAGGAAGCUAUGCCGGAAGAUACAGACUACUACAACUCAUACCCACAACAGCCACAGCAAAUGGCUCCUCCACCAAUACCUCAACCUACCUACCAACCACAAUACCAAGAUCUUCAAAUGCGGAACACGGAUGAAGAAGACGAAGAAGAGCAGCGCAUCCGCGAGAGAACCGAGGCGAGACAACGUGCUCAGCAAGCACAAGCUGAAGCGAAGGCCGUUGCCGCACCGAUGAAAAUCAAGGAGAACUACGUACCGAGAGCAGCUGCUAGAGCUGCGAACAAGCAGAAUAUGGUCUUGUGUCCAAAUUGUAGGACACAGAUGCCCGCGAAUGAGCUUGAGGAACACAUGAGAAUCGAGCUUCUUGAUCCUCGCUGGAAGGAGCAGAAAGCAAAGGCAGAUAGCCGCUAUGCUACAACCAACCUGUCCACCCAGGAUGUUGCCAAUAACCUCAAGCGUCUCGCUAGCCAACGUAGUGAUCUUUUCGAUGGCGUGACCGGUCAACCCAUCAUCUCAGAAGAGGAAAUUGCGAGGAGGAAGAAGGCAGCUACUAGUUACGAUGGUGUUGCUCCAGAAAAGGGUGACCGUCGCUUGGAUAUGAUGCAGAAUGUCAACGUUGAGGAGCAGAUCCGAGCUAUUCAUCAGAAAUUUGGAGAUAAGAAAUAG